CUGAGAUUCCGCGGGAGCACUGCAGACGGCGUGCCGCGGUAAGAGGGGCUGCUAAGGGGUGCUGCGGGUGCCACCCGAGGGAACGAGCCCGAGGUCACGUACACCCCCGCCAGCCCUCAGUGUGGAGCAGUGAACUGUUUCUGUUUAUGGUUCCUUUCAUUUGAGAUCAUGCAGAGAGCCUCACGCCUCAAGAAAGAACUGCACAUGCUAGCCAUCGAACCUCCCCCAGGCAUCACAUGCUGGCAGGAAAAGGACCACGUGGAUGAUCUGCGAGCUCAAAUACUAGGUGGAGCCAAUACACCUUAUGAGAAAGGUGUUUUCACACUGGAAGUUAUCAUUCCUGAGAGGUACCCAUUUGAGCCUCCACAGAUCCGGUUUCUGACUCCAAUCUAUCAUCCAAACAUUGAUUCUAGUGGAAGGAUUUGUCUAGAUAUUCUCAAAUUGCCACCAAAGGGUGCAUGGAGACCAUCCCUCAACAUCGCCACUGUAUUGACCUCGAUUCAGCUGCUCAUGGCGGAGCCCAAUCCUGAUGACCCCCUAAUGGCUGACAUUUCUUCAGAAUUUAAAUAUAACAAGAUAGCGUUUCUCAAGAAAGCCAGGCAGUGGACAGAGACUCAUGCAAGACAAAAGGUUUUUUUUGAGACAAGGUUUAUCUGUGUAGCUGUGGCAGUCAUGGAACUCAAUCUGUAGACCAGGAUGGCCUUCUAUCUGCCUGCUUCUGCCUCCUGAGUGCUAGGAUUAAAGGAGUAUGUCACCACCGACCAGUGCCUCUUGAUUGUUGUAGAGAUACAUCAUUAUGCCUAGUUUUUUGAGUUGAUAAAGUUUGAGAUGAAAAAAAAUAAGGUAUGCAAAAAAUGUUGACAAAGAUGCUUUUGAAGGGGCUAGAGAGAUGGUCAGCAGUUAAGAGCACUGACUGCUCUUCCAAAGGUCCUGAGUUCAAAUCCUAGCAACUACAAGAUGUCUCACAACCAUCCGUAACAAGAUCUGAUGCUCUCUUCUGGAGUGUCUGAAGAUAGCUAGAGUAUACUUACAUAUAAUAAAUACGUAAAAAUCUUUACAAAAAAUGCUUUUGAAGGAAAUACAUUCCCACUAAAAUCUUAAACAAAGAUCAUCUAGACGUGGCAUUACAGCUAUUUUCCCAUUGACGCUGUAGAUGUGUU
Molecule: messenger RNA, 1160 nt
Organism: Apodemus sylvaticus (European woodmouse)
Lineage: Eukaryota; Metazoa; Chordata; Mammalia; Rodentia; Muridae
Gene: Ube2t
Product: ubiquitin conjugating enzyme E2 T
Exons: 7
Coding region: 169-690 (173 amino acids)
Biological process (GO): protein polyubiquitination; DNA damage response
Cellular component (GO): nucleus
Molecular function (GO): ubiquitin conjugating enzyme activity
Source: RefSeq, a predicted model, not a curated record